AAGAGGAGGCGGUAGCUGACUAACAUGCUGGAAACUGGGGUGGGGUGUGAUAAAAGGUAAAUGAUCUGAUUUUUGUCACAUGAUUGGUUCCUGUUUGUGGUUAGCUCACAUAUGAAGUCUUGGACUGUUCGUAUUUUGUCGUUUAGUUGUUUUCCAGCGCUAUGAAAUGGAGUAUCAGCCUAUAUUGAGCCAGAACCGCACGUAUGGAAUUGCCAAUCCCGGUUAUGUACCAGCAGCAGAAGGGGCGCCUGCAAUGUUCGCCCCACCCGCAGCUGACUCCCAGGGCCCCAGUGCUCCUCCGGCCAGCAUGUUUGACAGCAUGCCUGGCUAUGAAGGAACAGUUUCAGGAGGAGGAGGUGGAUUUCUGCCCCCUCCGAUGCCUGCUUACCCAGUUCCUCAGCCUGAACCUGGACCUGAACAACCACAUUGGAAUAUCCCAUCUAUAACUGAAAAUACUGCCCGGGAGGCGUUUAUCCUGUUUGCCUCCAGCAAAUGCUGCUACAGUUCAGCACCAGCAAAGGAUGGUGUGAUCACCAGCAUGGAGGCCUUCAAUACGUACAGGUACCGCCUGGAAACCUUUACUGAAUCAAGAUCUACAGAGUGGAGUCACGAACCGUACAAUGGUCAGUCAGUGGAUGCCUUUGCCCAGUCACCUCCAGGGCCUUGGGAUAUUCCUGCUAAAUCUCCCAAUUUUUUUCUGAAUGGCAAACAGAUUAUCAAGGUUCCCUACACAUCAUCUGUGAAGAACUGCCACGUUUGUGUGGGAAUGGGGCGAAGACCUUGCAAAGACUGUGUCGGUGUUGGUAAUAAAGUUUGUUGGGUCUGCAAAGGAUCUGGUUUCCACCACGGAAACGAUGUAUGCCACCACUGUAGUGGCAGAGGGAGGGAAAAUUGCAACCACUGUCACGGGCGAGGAUCGAAGGAAUGUGAAACAUGCCGUGGAAAACAACAGCUUCUGGUCUACAUCAACCUCACUGUGAAAUGGACCAACAACUCUGAUAGCUACGUUGUGGAACAGUCAAGUGGACUGCAGUUGGACAACCUUAGCAAGGUGUCUGGCAAAGAGCUUUUCAGGGACUCUCAGUACAUGGUAUACCCAGUAAUGGGCUUCCCAGACCCCACAGUGGUGCAUGCUGCACAGCGCCUUGUCAGUGAACACCAGGCCAAGUACUCGCAGACGUCACGCAUUCUGCAGCAGCGUCAAACCAUAGAACUGAUCCCCGUCACCAAGGUGACCUAUUCGUGGAAAGGGAAAUCACACAUUUACUUUGUUUACGGGAAUGAGUUCAAAGUUAAUGCAGAUAACUAUCCUGCUACUUGUUGCUGUGCUGUCAUGUAAUUGCAAUGGUUGUGUAUGAAGGUUUUUCCUUUCCAAAUCAUUGGAUAUCUAAAUAAGUUAAUUUUUCUUACAAGUCAGUUCUACUGAUUAAUGGGGAGUUCCCUGACCUUGUCUAAGUUUGAUGUUCAGUUAAACAGAACCUAUGAACUCCCCACAAGUCAGUAGAACUGAUGAAGCCUCUUGAACAAGCAACCUUCAAGGCUACACAGAAACUCAAGUUAACCUUUGACUAACUACUACAAGAUAACUAAUGAUUAGAAAGUCAUUUUUAUUGUUACAUGCCAUUUUUAUGCAUGCAUGACAGAAAAGAAUUGCUUACUGACACAAUAUAAAUCAUAAUCGUACUAUAAUUUUUUAUCAUCAGUAAAACCAACUAUUUGAUACUGAAUAUUAUCUUUUUGCAACAGUGUUAUUUUUUUGAUGUUAGUAAUAUGUAUUAGAAACUUAUCUGUUUGUUCUCAUGGCAACAAACUAACUGUUUUCUAUGUGAAUGUAAAUCUUUUGUAAAAUGUGUAAUACCUGCUUUACUUACUGCAUUUGAAUGAAUGACAUUUCUUAUUUUUUCUUUAACAUUUUAUUAACAAACAGCAUGGUAAACGUAGAAAAUACAUAAACAGAUAAAGAAUAAAUUGUGUUUCUCAAUG
This is a messenger RNA of Siniperca chuatsi (mandarin fish), 1983 nucleotides long. RefSeq names its product ssu-2 homolog, related sequence 1 (gene ssuh2rs1). Bases 167 to 1339 code for a protein of 390 amino acids. Lineage: Eukaryota; Metazoa; Chordata; Actinopteri; Centrarchiformes; Sinipercidae. The record is from RefSeq and is a predicted model, not a curated record. The transcript is spliced from 13 exons.